Molecule: messenger RNA, 2467 nt
Organism: Pimephales promelas (fathead minnow)
Lineage: Eukaryota; Metazoa; Chordata; Actinopteri; Cypriniformes; Leuciscidae
Gene: hs6st2
Product: heparan sulfate 6-O-sulfotransferase 2
Cellular component (GO): membrane
Molecular function (GO): heparan sulfate 6-sulfotransferase activity
Source: RefSeq, a predicted model, not a curated record
GUGCGGAGGGAACGGGGAAGAGCGAGUAAGAAAUUGUGGCAGAGGUAAACAGCAGAAGUUAUCUGUAGAUCUCAAAGCGAUAUGAUAUAACGACGGACGGGAAAACCUCGUGGAAACAUGUAGACAUUAAUUACGUUCGACACUAGCAGACAAACAUCAUCAAAAAGCGCUGGGCAUGUUCAUGUUUCGAUGUGCCGAGGCUCGAGUCGCAGGUUUUGUUCUACAUUCCUCCCGGCCGACGCGACGCGGUGGGGAACCGCACAACUGAGUAAUGCUUUCACUUUUCCAGCGAGAAAAUGGAUGAAAAAUCCUACUAUAGCCGACUCCUCAUCGCACUGCUGAUGCUCCUGUGUUUCGGCGUUAUUGUAUUACAAUACGUAUGUCCUACGUCCGACUGCCAGUUGCUACACCUGGCAUCAUUGUCCUCGAGACUGGGGAGUCGCGCGCCUGGGGAUCGCAUCAACGGAGCCGGUGCGGGAGAUCCGUACAGCUCAGAAGACGGUGCUUUGGUUCGCUUUGUGCCUCGCUUUAAUUUCACCACCAAAGACCUUAAUCGCGCUGUUGAUUUCAAUAUCAAGGGGGAAGAUGUUAUAGUGUUCCUCCACAUUCAGAAAACAGGGGGGACCACGUUUGGGCGUCACCUGGUCCGCAACAUCCAACUGGAGAGGCCGUGCGAGUGCCAUGCGGGCCAGAAGAAGUGUACUUGCUACCGGCCGGGCAAACGGGACACCUGGUUGUUCUCUCGCUUCUCCACCGGCUGGACCUGUGGUCUCCACGCGGACUGGACGGAGCUCACUAACUGCGUGCCUUCUUACAUGAGCAACCGUGAGUCUCAGGAGAGGCGUGGAAUUCCCAGUAGGAACUACUACUACAUCACGAUCUUGAGGGAUCCAGUGUGGCGGUACCUGAGCGAAUGGAGGCACGUUCAGCGCGGUGCCACAUGGAAGGCCUCUAAACACAUCUGUGAUGGCCGUUUACCCACCCUGACCGAGCUGCCCAGCUGUUACACUGGUGACGACUGGUCGGGCUGCUCGUUGGAGGAAUUCAUGGCGUGUCCUUACAACCUGGCCAACAACAGACAGACCCGUAUGCUGGCAGACCUCAGCCUGGUGGGCUGCUAUAACCUCUCCAUCAUGAGUGAGAGCCAGCGGUGGGUCAUGCUACUGGAAAGUGCCAAACGCAAUCUUCGAAACAUGGCCUUUUUCGGUCUGACAGAAUAUCAACGUAAGACUCAGUACCUCUUCGAGCAAACAUUCCGUCUGGCCUUCAUCGCUCCAUUCACACAGCUCAAUGGCACCCGCGCUGCGAGCGUAGAGGUGGAGCCAGAGACUCAGCGAAGGAUCCGAGAGCUGAACCAGUGGGACGUGGAGCUGUACGAGUAUGCGCGGGACCUUUUCCUGCAGCGAUUCCAGUACGCCAGACAGCAGGAGCACAGGGAGGCCCGUCAGCGACGCCUGCAGGAGAAACGCAAGCUACGUGCCAAGGUGAAGUCUUGGUGGGGGGUGACUGGGAAAGCUGUUUUUAAACCCACCAAGGAGCCAUCGAUGACAGAACAAUAUCCCGCUUUCUCAGAAGAAAAUCAAGUGGAUGCUGGACAAAAGCUGGAGAGUGAGACUAACUGGUUAGAGGAGGAUGACAAUGAAACCAUGCAGGACUAUGUAGAAAAUGUGGAGCAGUGGCGGUAGCGGUAGCCAACAGCUAUUUGGGAAGGGGGUUGAACUCAAUAAUGAAUUAGAAAAUGGUGAUUCCAUUUUAUUACUAUGGGCUACCUAUAAUCCUUUUAGCCCAAAUCACUGCUAAAUAUUAGCACGUACGGGUUUGUUAAUUGCGGGUUGCUCUUUUUCUGACACAUGAAUUUUGUGGAAUGCACAUCAUAAUUCCUAUAUAUGUAUAUAUAAUGUAUAAUAUCAUAUAUAUAUUAUACAUUAUUUUUGUUGAUUCAUAGCUCCAGUUCACUGUCAAGUAUCAUAUUUUAAAUUAUCGUCUUGCUGCCUGACCUCUCUUGUGAAUUCUGAAUCCCAUACCCACUCUGCCCUUGAGAGAGACUCAAGGUUGCAGGUAGAUCAUCUCUUCAAUUAAUGUACUGAAAAUCACUAUGGGUGAAAAGCAAAUACAUAGCUUAAAAACUUAUCGUUAAAGCCAAAGAAUGGAAUGAAACGUUUUCUGACCUUGCUGUUCUGAGGAAGAAGCUGGUGGCAGCCCAUUUUUAUUUUAUAUACCAGUAAUGCAAGAUUUCAAAGUAUUGCCUUUUUUUUUUUCAAGUGACCUCAACAGUCACAAUCCCAUGCACAUUAUGUUGCCUUUUGUUGAAGAUGUCCAAGAAUUGUCUUUUGGGUUAUUUUUUGAAGGUGUUUUAUAUUAAAUGUAUUUCUUUCUCAUUCCUUUUAUUUAUAUGUUUUCUAAUAGGAUCACAUGAUAUGGGAUGGUUCAUGGUACGUGAAAAAAAAACAAAAAACUUUGUCAAUUA